This is a messenger RNA of Hyaena hyaena (striped hyena), 1857 nucleotides long. Its product is annotated as acyl-coenzyme A synthetase ACSM4, mitochondrial. NCBI's taxonomy places the organism in Eukaryota, Metazoa, Chordata, Mammalia, Carnivora, Hyaenidae. The transcript is spliced from 14 exons. The record is from RefSeq and is a predicted model, not a curated record. Bases 1 to 1857 code for a protein of 618 amino acids. Gene Ontology annotation, molecular function: fatty acid ligase activity; fatty-acyl-CoA synthase activity. Gene Ontology annotation, cellular component: mitochondrial matrix. Gene Ontology annotation, biological process: fatty acid biosynthetic process; acyl-CoA metabolic process.
AUGAACCCUGAAGGUGAAAAAUGUCACCAUUUGACCACUGUCAUCAACAAGCAACGUUUAGCCACAGACUUCAUGAAACCCAAUCCCUGUUGCCAGCAGCUGACAUCCACAAAGAUGUUCAGAUUCAUCUGGCUUGCCAAGCCAACUGGCCGGUACCUUCACAAAGAUCACCAGCUUUGGGUGCCUCUGACUCUUGCUGACUUUGAAGCCAUAAAUCGCUGUGAGAGAUCAUUGCCUAAAAACUUUAACUUUGCUGGGGAUGUGCUGGACCAGUGGUCCCAAAAAGAAAAGACAGGAGAGAGACCAGCCAACCCAGCCCUGUGGUGGGUGAAUGGCAAAGGAGCUGAGGUGAAAUGGAGCUUUGGAGAACUGGGCUCCUUGUCCCGAAAAGCUGCCAACGUGCUCACCAAGCCUUGCGGCCUAAAGAGAGGAGACCGAGUGGCCGUGAUUCUGCCCCGUAUCCCAGAGUGGUGGCUUAUAAAUGUGGCUUGUAUGCGAACAGGGCUGGUCUUCAUGCCAGGAACAACCCAGCUGACAGCAAAAGACAUUCUCUAUCGGCUGCGAGCAUCCAAAGCCAAGUGUGUUGUGGUCAGUGAGGAGGUGGUCCCAGCAGUGGAAUCCAUCAUGUCAGAGUGUCCCGACUUAAAGACCAAACUCUUGGUGUCUCCACACAGCCAGGAUGGGUGGCUCAGCUUCCAGGAAUUAUUUCAAUCCGCCUCUGCAGAGCACAGCUGUGUAGAAACAGGAAGUCAAGAACCAAUGGCCAUUUAUUUCACCAGUGGGACCACAGGUGCUCCCAAGAUGGCCCAGCACUCUCAGAGCAGCCUCGGAAUUGGGUACACCCUCUGUGGAAGGUAUUGGCUAGAUCUGAAGUCCUCAGAUAUCAUAUGGAACAUGUCUGACACUGGCUGGAUCAAGGCUGCCAUUGGCAGUGUGUUUUCGUCCUGGCUUCAGGGAGCGUGUGUCUUUGUACAUCGGAUGGCCCAGUUUGACACUGACACCUUCUUAGAUACACUCACCACUUAUCCCAUCACAACCCUGUGCAGCGCUCCCACUGUGUACCGGAUGCUUGUACAAAAGGACCUUAAGAGAUAUAAAUUCAAGAAGCUACGACACUGCUUGACAGGAGGGGAGCCACUCAACCCAGAGGUGCUGGAACAGUGGAAGGCGCAAACUGGACUAGAACUGUAUGAGGGCUACGGACAGACAGAAGUGGGAAUAAUUUGUGCCAAUCAGAAAGGACAAGAAAUUAAACCAGGCUCAAUGGGCAAAGGAGUAAAACCCUAUGAUGUCCAGAUUAUAGAUGAAAAUGGCAACAUCCUACCACCUGGCAAAGAAGGGGAAAUUGCUCUCAGCCUAAAGUCUACACGGCCUUUCUGUUUCUUCUCUGAAUAUGUGGACAAUCCACAGAAAACUGCUGCCACGAUAAGAGGGAAUUUUUAUGUCACUGGAGACAGAGGAGUGAUGGAUAGUGACGGGUAUUUCUGGUUUGUCGGUAGAGCUGAUGAUGUCAUCAUAUCCUCUGGGUACCGUAUUGGGCCAUUUGAAGUGGAGAGUGCACUAAUUGAGCACCCAGCAGUUGUUGAAUCAGCUGUUGUCAGUAGUCCAGAUCCAAUCAGAGGAGAGGUAGUGAAAGCUUUCGUUGUCUUAUCUGCACCCUUUAAAUCAUCCAACCCAGAGAAAUUAACUCUUGAACUUCAGGAUCAUGUGAAAAAAUCAACGGCACCUUACAAAUAUCCAAGAAAGGUGGAAUUUGUUCCAGAACUCCCAAAGACAAUCACCGGGAAAAUCAAACGCAACGUUUUGAGAGACCAUGAAUGGGGUCGAACAAAGCCUGAUAAGAGACUAUGGCAUUAA